Soboliphyme baturini is the source of this 546-nucleotide messenger RNA. NCBI's taxonomy places the organism in Eukaryota, Metazoa, Nematoda, Enoplea, Dioctophymatida, Soboliphymatidae. The record is from the annotation of a GenBank genome assembly.
AUGUCGUUUCGCCAGAUGGAGGUAGAAUCCUCUAUGUUAACGCCGUGCCAUUAUCAGCUAGAGCUAAUCGACGCUGCCAGAGAACGAAACAUACUCAUUCCUUCUGAUAAUAACAACAGUAAAUCUUUUGUUGCUAUUAUGGCUAUAAGGGAAAUGGCCGCUGCUGUCCGAAUUCCAUUUCGUAUGGGCGGCAAAAGAGUUGUGUGGUUGGUGGAUAAAGCGCCGUCGGUUUCUCAGAAAGCGGAGCGCCUGCGCAUACAUACAAAUCUGGAGGUCGGCGAGUACACCGACGAAAAGUACAAUUCGUGGAACAGUGAUAAAUGGCGGGAAACGUUUUCGCGUAACCAGGUACUCGUUAUGACUGGCGGAGUAUUCUGCUUCCUUCUGGACAAUCGUUUUCUUGGCAUCGAGCGCACGAACUUGCUAAUUUUUGACGACUGCCAUCUCUGCCUCGAUAAGCAUCCGUAUCACAGGAUUAUGCACUAUCACAUGCAGUGCCCAGCUGGUACCGAACUUUUUAUAUACAGAUUUGACUUGCAUGCUUAA